Molecule: messenger RNA, 6690 nt
Organism: Mizuhopecten yessoensis (Yesso scallop)
Lineage: Eukaryota; Metazoa; Mollusca; Bivalvia; Pectinida; Pectinidae
Product: piwi-like protein 1
Exons: 20
Coding region: 106-2991 (961 amino acids)
Biological process (GO): regulatory ncRNA-mediated gene silencing
Cellular component (GO): P granule
Molecular function (GO): protein binding; piRNA binding
Source: RefSeq, a predicted model, not a curated record
UGUAUAGAUAUUGAAAAGGAGGUUUAGCGCGAGUGGAAGCUUAAAGGAAUAGGGUACCCUUAUAAAUCGUGCUUAAUGAACUAAUGUAAAAAAUAUAUAAAUCACAUGGCGUCUGGAGGAUACGGGCGAGGGGGGCGUGGGGCUGCCCUUCUCCAGGCCCUCAAUGCGCCUGCAAGGAAACCUGGGGAUAAAGAGGAGACCCAGCAUCCUGCAAAGCAGUCCAAGCCAGGGAUGUUACAGACCCAGUCACAGCAACCUGUGGCAAGCCAGCAGCCACCACCCCCUAUGUCUGUUGCCAGGGGUAGAGGUGCUUUGGGACUCCUGGCUUCAGCUGCAGGCAGGGGAGUCCUGCCCCCAAAGGCACAACCAGCUGGGCCAACAACAGGAGGAGCCUCAACAUUAGAAACCCAGCCUAGAGGAGUAGAGGCAUUGUUCAGACUAACGUCUGGAAGGGGUGGCAUGAUGGCUGCUGCUGCCGCUGCUAAUGGCGGACGACAACCUGGCCAGAUCCAAUCCUUACAACAGUCACCCCCACGACAGUCACCACGAGCCAGUACAAGCCAAUCUCCCCCUACAAUGGCACCAUUGGUCCAACAAACAACAGUCAAGGCUCCUGCCCCUGUUCCAGGUAUGGGCCAGGCCUCGCACACGUCUGGGGAGCCACCCACAAGCAGAUUUGGCAAUAUGUCAUUGGAUCGUGAUGAAGUUGUGCAUAGACCUGGCUCGGUUGGAAAACAAUUGUCAUUGUCUGCAAACUAUAUAAGACUUCGCUGUCUUAACCCUGGGGUGUACCAGUACCAUGUAGACUUCAGUCCCCAAGUGGAUUCCAAAAAUAUGAGGUUCAAGAUGAUGGGCGGGCUGAAAGAUAUCAUUGGAAAUACAAAGGCCUUUGAUGGUAGCAUUCUCUACCUGCCUAUAAAACUGCCAAAUCAGGAGACUGUGGCACACGCAGACAGGUUAACGGACAACGCCUCGAUAACCAUCACUAUAAGGCUUACUAAGGUGGUGGCACCGGAGGCCUGUGUACCUCUCUACAACAUCAUUUUCAGGAAGAUCAUGAGAAUUUUGGAGAUGGUAGAGGUUGGAAGAUACUAUUAUAAUCCGAAGACACCCUCAGCUGUCCCACAGCACAAGUUAGAAGUGUGGCCUGGUUACAUCACGUCCGUAUGUGAAAACGAGGGUGGAUUGAUGUUAUUGGCCGAUGCUAGCCAUCGAGUCCUCCGUACAGAAACAGUUUUGCAGAUGUUGCAUUCCAUACUACAACGAAAUCCACAGAGUUUCCAUGAUGUGUGCAAUCGUACCUUGAUAGGGACCAUUAUCCUGACUCGGUACAAUAACAAGACUUACAGAGUAGACGACAUUCUGUGGGACAAGUCACCACAACACACAUUUACCUGUGCCAGCACAGGUGAACCAAUGACAUUUAUAGAGUACUACAAGAAAGCUUACAACAAAACAAUAUCUGAUCAUGAGCAGCCUCUCCUUCUUCACAGACCUAAGAGGAAAACAUUACCAGGGGGUCAAGAAGCCAAAACUGAAGCCAUCUGUCUCAUUCCUGAGCUCUGUUAUGGCACAGGACUUACAGAUGAACUCCGAAAUGACUUCAAAGUGAUGAAGGACAUUGCAUGUCAUACAAGGGUGACUCCAAACCAAAGAAACUUGACAAUGAAGAAGUUCAUAAACAGUGUAAACGGCAAUCCGGAGGCAAAAAAAGAGCUCUCCAACUGGGGGUUGGAGUUGAUGUCUGACACACUCAGUAUGGAGGGUAGACAGCUCCAGCCAGAGAAAAUUAUCUACGGAAACUAUACGGGUUCGGCUGGUCCUAACGCUGACUGGGGUCGUGACGCCACCAGGCAACAUGUGAUCACAGCCGUGCCUCUCAAGAACUGGGUUGUUCUGUACACCAAGCGAGAUGGUGUCAAGGCAUCCAACUACAUAAAACAGAUGCUCCAGUGUUGUCCUCAGAUGGGGAUAGAAUGUCAGCCUCCUGUUAGAUUUGAGCUGCACGACGACCGAACAGAGACAGUGAUAAGAACACUUAGAGAAAACAUUAAUCCAUCUAUUCAGAUGGUUGUGAUUAUCUGCCCAACUAGCAGAGAUGACCGCUACUCUGCAAUCAAGAAGUUGUGUUGUUCCGAAUGCCCUGUUCCCUCUCAGGUCAUCAUUGCCAAAACCAUCAUGAGGGAGGACAAGCUACGCAGUGUGACUCAGAAGAUUGCCUUACAGAUCAAUUGUAAGAUGGGCGGAGAGCUGUGGGCAUUGGAUAUUCCAAUGAAAAAGCUGAUGGUGGUUGGGAUUGACGUUUAUCAUGAUGCUGCAAAGGGUAAGAGAUCCAUAGCCGGGUUUGUGGCUAGUACCAACCCCAAGUGUACAACCUGGUAUAGCAGAGUCUGCUUUCAGAUGCCAGGCCAAGAACUGGUGGACGGCCUCAAACUCUGUCUCAUUUCGGCCAUUAGGAAGUACCAUGAAGUGAAUCAUGUUUUUCCGGAAAAGAUAAUUGUGUUCAGGGAUGGCGUUGGUGAUGGACAGCUUCAGUUUGUGUCUGGUCAUGAGGUGGAACAGUUGAAGGGCUGCUUCAGCCAAUUUGGAGAGGACUACCAGCCACGUCUAGGAGUUGUUGUUGUCCAGAAGCGCAUCAACACCAGAAUAUUUCUCAAGGGUCACCGUGACAUGGAAAAUCCCCCCUCAGGAACAGUUGUGGAUCACACCAUCACUAGGAGGGAAUGGUAUGACUACUUCCUAGUAUCCCAGCAUGUGAGACAAGGCACAGUGUCACCAACACAUUAUAUAGUGGUACAUGACAACACCAACCUCAAGCCAGACCAUAUGCAGCGACUGUCUUAUAAAAUGACUCACUUGUAUUAUAACUGGCCAGGAACCGUCCGUGUACCAGCUCCCUGCCAGUAUGCCCACAAGCUGGCCUACUUGGUGGGACAGAACAUCCACAAAGAACCUGCACCUGAAUUGUCUGACCGACUCUUCUUCCUGUGAACGUCCCAGAGAGACCAUCAUCAACAAAGUGCAGCUAAAUUCAUUAACUCAUCCUCAUUUAAGUGAACAUGCAAGAAGCAUGAAUGGGAUAAAAUGUAUCCUACUUCACAGUAGGAAUGGAUAUUCGGGUAGAAGUUUAUUGCGGAUGAAAAACUUCAAUAUGUUGAUGCAACUCAUCACUUUGAAUGUUCUACUUUAAGAAAGUGUGUUUUGGAAGACUGAGCAGAAGGACGCCUCCAGGGUCCAGUUGCAGUCCAUUGCCACUGGACUGAUCAUGCCCAUAGUUUGUAUGAUACAUCAUAAAUUCAGGGAACAGUUAUUUUUAGUCCAAAGAUGUGUAAUGACAGUUCAAAUGAAUUUUCUCAUGUGCAAUUUUUGUAUAAACUUUUUAUCACCUAUAAAGUUAGGUGUUGCUUUUGUUGAUUCCAUUGAUAAAAGCUGAAUUAUGUUGCUGUGACCGUGUAAAUAACAUAUAGGGUAACAACGUUGUGUCCACACUUCAACUGUGGUGCUAUAUUCAUAUUUGGAAACCUUAAGCCAUUUCACUGCCAGAUCCUGCAGUAACCUUAUUUCAUAAGAAGAAAGAAAUUAAAAACUAUAGUUUUGCAUUCCAGGACUACAUGGUAGUAUAUUCACGAAUGUACAGAUCUAGUUUUAAAAGUCAGAUUUGAAGACAAUAAGCUACUCAUUUGUGAAAACCGUGAGAUGUCAUUUCAGUACGGUUUAAGUUGUUAAAACAGCAUGCAAUCAUUAUUUGUAAUUGGGUAUGAGAAAUCAUUAAAUACUGAGAGAUGUGUAUAUAUUCUAAUAUUUGUAGGUAUUGGUGAUAUGAUAAUUCUGUCCUCAGUUGCAAAAUUUGGGCUAAAAACUAUACAACCCUUGGGUAAAGUUUUCGUACCUCAGAUUCCUACAUCUUAAAUGCUUCUCUAUUUCUCCAACCUCUUACACAAAAUUUUUGGUAAAAAUCCUAUGUGAAAAUUGAGAAUGCAACAGAUAAGUAUAAAAUUUAACCCAGGAAUGAGUAUGGUAUACUCUAAAAGUAAAGAGUAGGCAAAACAUUGUGGAAAGUUUGAUAAUUGUUUAUUAGGCAAUGAAGGUUGAUAUUCUUCUGCUGACUGACACUUCCUAGUCAGGAUUCGAAACACGUAGUUCUGGAACAUGUCACUGGGGCCACCAAGGUGGGAUAGGUUUCUCACAUGAGACAAGUGCACAGGUGUGGGAUUGAUACUGUAUCCUCCAGCUAAUUAUUAAACAAUUCAUUUCAUGAAUAUUGGAUACAUGAACAUAGGGGCACUUGCAACAAUUUUAAUUUUUAGAAAUACGAUUGUAUGUUAUAAGCAGUGCAGUAAGCAUAGCUGAUUAAAACUUUUCAUAAUUUACUUGUGUAUCUUUCACUACUAUGCAAUACAUUUUCUAUAGGUAUAGAAGUUCCCUACUAAAGUUCAGUUUGUUUGGAACAUCAAUAGUUAGUUGGUGUAAACAUAUAUCCCUUCCCUUGUACUGGCACACAAUUGUUUUAUGCCGCAUUAUGUUUUAUAACCCUAACCCUAAGCUCAAACUUUGUUAGUAAAACAGCAAUUAGAACAUGAACAAGUGAUAGGGUAAACAAUAUGUAGUGUUUGUAUUUAAUAGUGUAGAGCUGUGGAAAAUAAAUACAUAUAUCUAUAUUUAGAAAGGUUUAUACUGCAUGAUUGUUUCUCAAAAUUAAAGUCUUUCAUUAAUAAGUGUCGCCUCUAAAUGAAGGGAGAUGGGUUAGAACUUGUUCUUCUUGUUCGUCUAAGAAGCCACCUGUCGGGCCAGUUUUAAGAUAUCGUGAUAAAACUUGUAGUAUACCUGCAUCAUCCAAAGAGAAAAUGCAAUGCAUUUGAAUAAUAAAUUAGGUCACAGUGACCUUUAUAUGCAGGUCAAAUAAGUACAGAAUUUUCAGUAAAUUCUUUUCCAUGCCAUAUAACCUCUGCACAAAAUCUAGGUAAAUACUCUGAUUAAAGAAAAAAAUAGUUUUGUUAGCAAAAACAAGUUUAUAGUCAAAUGGAAAAUUUUCCAGUUUCAGAAAACUAAAUUAUUGAAGGGAAAAUAAUGAGCAAAAUAGAGUUUUUUACUGCAAUCCUUUCAUUGUGGAUAUUAAGAGAUGGAAAAAAAGAGAGACCCACUGACUGUUGAAAUAUAAGCCAGACCUAGACAAGGAACAAGAGUAUUUUAAAAAUUAUUAUUGUUCUCUUUAAUAGCUCUUAAAUGUGUUUUAUAAAGUAGGGAUAGAUAUUGCCAAAAAGUACAAUAAGUGAGAUAUACACAUAAUUAUAUACAAUACAGAUAUUAUUGAUAAGGGAGAAGAUAACUCCAUUUUAUGUUGUUACAUGUUGGUUUAUGUGCUGUACAUGUAUACCAAACUUGUCUGUGUGUGGCCUCUACUUGGAAUUGGUUUUAUAAAUGCAAUCAGUAUGAUUUAUUUGUUUGUCCAAGCAGACAACUUGUUUGUAAAGGUUUAAUACAGAAUCGUUGUUGAUUCUGAACUUUAUGUUGUUAAAACAUUUUAAAGGAUUUACAUUUAGUUUUACCAGCAAACAAUGUUAGGAUUUUUAAUAUGUUGUUCAGUGCACAUAGGAUUGUUAAUAAAUCUAUUGACAUUGAGUAGAAAUUGCAUUGGAGUUUAUCUAACCGAUGGUUUUAAAGAAUCUCUUUAAAAGUUGUGGAAAAUUCUUUUCUAGUGUUUACUUUGGUAAAAAAAAAAAAGUGAUGUUAUACCAGGGUACUUAACAUUUUAUAAAUGACAUCUUGAAAAUACUGGACAGAAUUAUCUUUUUCAAUUUUUUGCUUCUUCAGUAAUCAGAUACAAUAUCUUAUAAUUGCAUCUUAGGUUUAAUGUAUUGAAAAUAUUUUAGGAAUAAUAAUUAUGAUCAGAACAGAAAAACAAGGUUGGGGCCUUUAAUAAGGGAAAAGAAUUCUUUGGAAGUGUGUAAACUUAUAUAGCCAAUCUGUAUUGGAACAUGUAAGCCCUGGUUGGUGAUCAAGUGAAAUGUCACAAGUACACAGCUGUGGCAUUGGAACUUUCUGUUAAUUCAUGUUGGGGAAAGAGUUCCAACAUUUCUAAAAGUCACCUGAAGGUUGAUGUUUUGAAGUUAGAAAAUAGUGGUACAGUGUAUUAAAGUUAUCACAUUAAAAAAAACCACCGGAAAACACCAGUAAAAUUGAUUUGCAUUGAAAACCCUGGUUAUUGCAUAUGUUUCAUUUUUUAUAGUCUUUUUUUGUACUUUCCAUUUAUGUAUAAACAUUUUCUUUCGAUGUCCUUGAAAAACAAUUAUAUAUUUGUACCUCGAUUGAUUUGAAUUUGGUAAGUUAAUGUGUAAAUUAAAAGGACUAAAUAAUUGUUAAAUUUCCAUCAUUUGAAAUUGUAGAAGCACACAGCAUGACUAUUUCAAAGCACUCAUUACUGUCACUUCUGUCACUUAAUCAAUCUCUCAAUCGCUGCUUCCAGUCAUAUUUGAUAACAACACAUCAAUCUUUGAACAGGGACUUUGGAGAUGGCAUUUUCAGUAUUAACUAUUUAAUUUAUUCUUUUCAAUUUUUGGGGAUGUGUUAAAUUUAAAAGAUUUUGUCUUAAGUUACCAAAAUUUUUAUUUAUGUGCACUGAAAACUUAAGAAAUGUUGUUUGUACCUUUCUGUUAUGAUGAAAAAUGUGUAAUAAAAAGGUAUUUUUUAAAA